UAUUUCAGAACAGAAUCUUGUUACCGCUGUGUUGUGAUUCAUGAAAAACAUAUCAACGUCCUUCAGUAUAAAGAAACUUACUGCUCCUUACCUAGUGAACAACCGAGGUUGGAAGAUUUAUGUUUACAAAUAAGUGGAGAUGCCUUGCUCUAUUCCAUGUUUAGACUGGAGACUCCUCCAGUCCCCUGUCCGUUUCGAGGGUCCUUCACGUUUACCUACAGUCGAGGACACGGUGAAUGUGACUACCCGGUAUCCACUGCUGAUCCUUGCACUGAUGAAUCUCGAAUGCUUUUUAAGUUUAAAGCUUGUGCUAGUGUCAUUACAUCGGAGAGUAGAGAGGAGAGAUUAACGUGUUUGGCUUCAUGGAAAGAAGGGUCGACCCGCUACCUGGUGGGUAAAAUGGAACACAAAGGAACGAAAACAGAUGACGACAAAUUUCGCUGUUUUGUCUACGACAGGAUGCAAGACAAUACCGGUUUCAGAAUAGCUCAGUCUGGUGACGCAACCUGUGACGGCUUGUUUUCGGCCAUCGAAGGAUCCCGUACUAUGAAACUUACACGAAUUCGUCAUCCUCACGGAAAAUGUCACUUUCCAAAUUGGAUCUCCGCAGCAGACCGGUGGAGGACACUUGACACCUCGUGGACCUAUGUGUUUAGUGACCCCAUUACGUCUUUCCACGUGUAUAACAGUACCAGCGAGGGGCUACAAACACGGGCUGUUUGUAACAGUGUUGAUCAGGCAACUGACGAUGCUACACGAUUUGUCGUACAGACUACAUCUCUUUGCAAAACGGGUUUUGUCUGUAUGAAAGUGCAUCGCCGUACCCAGCAAAUUAUGGAAAUUCAACAAGGUUUAAUGACUUCUCGUUCUUCUGAUGCCUGCACUUCCGUCUACUUUGAUUCAAGAACUAGUCUGUUUACCACACUUACUUCAUCGGCUCCAUCAACAGGAGAAUGCCCUCUAGUGGGAAGAUAUAUGAUUCAUUCCCCCCAGCCCCAAAUGGAUAGAUUUGUCUCCGACGGAUUGGAGGAUAACGUUUGUUCUGAACAUCUUGAGUCCGGCUGUAGGGCGAUUGAUCGUCUGGAAUUCCUCAGCGAAUGCUCGUCUGAAAGAAGAGCUAAAAGUUUCCAGUGUCAUGGCAGUUGGAAAGAAAAUGGAACUUAUUACCUCAUUGCUAGUGCACUCAGGACUCGGAGAAGAUAUUGCAUCGUAAGUUGUUCUUGCUCGUCUCGUGAAACCAAGCAGUCAGUUUGUGGGUCUGAAUAUGAAGAAGGUUCUUUGGAUCAGAUCGAACUUAGCUAGCUGUCAGUGUAUUCACGAAUCGUGAUCUUUAUGUUUAGAGU
Molecule: messenger RNA, 1343 nt
Organism: Limulus polyphemus (Atlantic horseshoe crab)
Lineage: Eukaryota; Metazoa; Arthropoda; Merostomata; Xiphosura; Limulidae
Exons: 10
Source: RefSeq, a predicted model, not a curated record